Chroicocephalus ridibundus (black-headed gull) is the source of this 8981-nucleotide messenger RNA. RefSeq names its product regulating synaptic membrane exocytosis 3 (gene RIMS3). The transcript is spliced from 7 exons. The record is from RefSeq and is a predicted model, not a curated record. Lineage: Eukaryota; Metazoa; Chordata; Aves; Charadriiformes; Laridae. Gene Ontology annotation, cellular component: presynaptic membrane; cytoskeleton of presynaptic active zone. Gene Ontology annotation, molecular function: transmembrane transporter binding; small GTPase binding. Gene Ontology annotation, biological process: regulation of synaptic plasticity; positive regulation of synaptic transmission; regulation of membrane potential. Bases 409 to 1338 code for a protein of 309 amino acids.
CACCCCCCCGCCAGGUCCGUGACACCCGGCUGGGGGGGGGACCCAGCGGGGUGACCGGGCACCCGGAGCCUGGCCCAGGGGUGCCCCCAACCCCACCGAGGCGCAUCCCGCUCCGCUGGACCGCUCUGCCCCUGCUCGGGGCUGGGAGGAGAACUGGGUCAGCCUUGUAACCAUGGAGAUGCUGAAGGAGAUGCUGAAGCAGCGCCGGCACAGCCCCGCUCUCCAGAACCCUUUAAAGAUUAACCAGCCCCGUCACCCUCCGUCUCCAGCCGGGGAUGGGGCUGGGGGGCUGAGCCUCCUCGGCAGGGGGAGCGGGGCGGCUGCUGCCCAGUCCUCCUCCACCUGCGCAGGGCGCUGAUCCCACCCAGCAGAGCCGGGGCCGGCGAGCAGGCGAGCGAGCGGCUGACCAUGUUCAACGGGGAUGCCAGCUCCUCGGCGGCCAGGAGCGUCGUCCGCAGCUCCAGCAUCAGCGGCGAGAUGUACAACAUCGAGAGGAGCGCGCGGGGCAGUGCCGACUCCGUCACCAUCACCGCCAGCAAGAAGCGACGCUCCAGCCUGGGCGCCAAGAUGGUGGCCAUCGUGGGGCUGUCCCAGUGGAGCAAGAGCACGCUGCAGCUCAACCAGACCGAGGGUGGCCCCAAAAAGCUGCGCAGCAACAUCCGGAGGAGCACGGAGACCGGCAUCGCGGUGGAGAUGAGGACCAGGGUCACCCGACAAGGCAGCCGGGAGUCCACCGACGGCAGCACCAACAGCAACAGCUCCGACGGCACGUUCAUCUUCCCCACGACCCGGCUGGGCGCCGAGAGCCAGUUCAGCGAUUUCCUCGACGGGCUGGGGCCGGGCCAGCUGGUGGGACGGCAAACGCUGGCCACCCCGCCGAUGGGCGAUGUCCACGUCGGCAUGGCUGACCGGAACGGGCAGCUGGAGGUGGAGGUGAUCCAGGCCAGGGGGCUCAUCCCGAAGAUGGGCUCCAAGUCCAUCCCUGCCACCUACGUGAAGGUUUACCUGUUGGAGAACGGCGUCUGCCUGGCCAAGAAGAAGACCAAGGUGGUGAAGAAAACCUGUGACCCGUCCUACCAGCAGCCUCUGCUCUUCGAGGAGAGUCCCCAGGGCAAAGUCCUGCAGGUGAUCGUCUGGGGAGAUUACGGGCGCAUGGACCACAAGUGCUUCAUGGGGAUGGCCCAGAUCGUCUUGGAGGAGCUGGAUCUCUCCAGCGUGGUCGCGGGCUGGUACAAACUCUUCCCCACCUCCUCCCUGGCCGACUCCAGCAUCGGGCCCCUGACGCGCCGCCUCUCCCAGUCCUCCCUGGAGAGCUCCACCAGCCCCUCCUGCCCGUAGGCACAGCUCGGUGGGAGAGGCCGGGAGGCGAAAGGAGACGUCCUGACCUACCAAAACUGUUAGUGGAGAGCUGUAAAUAUCCCGUCUUUUUUUUUUUUCUUCCUUUUUUUCCUUUUUUUUUUUUUUUUUAAAUCUCCUUCCCGAAACAAACCCGCUCCCCCCCGAGCACGUGUCCCGGCACGCAGAGGGGGAUGCUGCAGAGGGAGCGAGGACCGUGUGUUUUGAGGCAGGGGAAGGAGAAGCAAACCCCCCCCACACACCCCGGAGGGCUGCGACGCCGACCGCCCCCGAGACUGUUACCGCACCUCGUCCCGCCGGGAAGGAAUGGAAGCGACACGUUUCUCUCCCGACCACCCGGCGAGAGCAUCUCGGUCCGAUUCAUUCAGCGCCGCUGCCGAGCAGCGCCUCGACGAGGUUUCUGUUCCUCCGAUUCCAUUUCCUUGCCUCCGAGGAAAAGGUAGCUUUGCAAAGGAAAAAAAAAAAACAAAACUCAGAAAAAAAAUCCAACUCAGCACUAUUAUUUUUUUUCCCCCCCAAGGAAUGUAGCAUCUUCUAUUAUGUAGCUUUGCCACGUGCUAACAACACACUCACUCUCUGCAAUAUCUAAGAGACUCCGGAUGGACCGGAAACAUCUGCCAGUCACUUCCCGUUUGUUCGUUUUCCAACACAAAUCCCGCCACACUGAGCAAGCACUUCUGGUGGCCAUUUUUCUUUUUUAUUUAACUUUUUUUUUUUUUCGGUAGCAUGUAGCCUGUGACCAGUGACAUUGCCAAAGCGCGAGAGGACAGAAAAAGGUGCACUCGCCUCCCCUGAGCACGCGCUGGUCUCAGCCUCCUGUGUCACCACUGGCCCUGGGCUUGCGCAGCCAAAGCAAGACCCGGAAUAUAAACUCUGUGAUGCCUCACGUGGAAGUUGGAGUCAGGAGAAGGUGACACGACCCAGCAGGAAAACCGCGAUGCUGGUGGAUCGUCUGGCUCCCGGCCCCUUCCUCCCGCGAGGGCCAGCUCGGGGUCCGGGAUGCUCUCCGUGGAUCAGGGAUGUUCUCCUCGGAUCCGGGAUGCUCUCCUGGGGCCCGGGAUGUUCUCCUCGGCUCCAGGCUGCUCCCCUCAAUACUUGAAUUCCAAGUAGGAGCCGAGGGUUGGCCGGCCCCGCGGCAGGACACACCUUUCUCCAACUCUCGACUUGUUGGUACGCUACAGGGGAACAUCUCAACAGCAUCUUCUGCUGAUCUGGAAUUGGGGUGACUGAGAGGUUACGAACAAAGGACUAAAUGCUUUGACUUUAUUAUCAGGAUGAGUGUUUUGGGUUUUUUGUUUGUAUGUUUUGUUUGUUUUUAAAGCAGCAUUUUGGUUCCCCCCCGAGGGACCAGUUCUUGUAGCAAAACCAAGAAUUAUGGAAGCUUUUUUUGAAGGUGCCUAAUGAAAUUUGCUGAAAAUACUCAGGGGAGACACCACUAGAAACUCUGGUUUCUUCAUAAAAUAUACUUAACACAAUGACUGUCCUGAAGGAUCAGUUUCCAAAAGAGAGAAAAAAAACAAACAACCAACACACCAAAAGAUGAGCAGUCGUGAGACUGGAAGAGGAUGAGAGGUGAAUGGGGAAUUGUCACCGAGCAGACAGCUCUGACCUUCAGUCUCUAACACAGAUCAACCCACAGCACAGUUGGGAUUUUUUACAGUUAUUUCUUGGCAAAGCAGAGAAUUCCACAAUGCACAGAGCACAACAAACCAACCUGUGGUUCUCCUGGUGACGCCGGGAACGAUGAACCAGCUCGAAGCUGUUGCCAGAACGGAACAAGAGCAAACCCGCAGGAACAGCCCGUUGCAGUGAAGCUCUUCCCUCCACAACCCCCAAAACGGGGGUCAGCGAAACUCCGCUGCUCGGCGGCUGGUUUACCCGACACCGCGAGGAUUUUAGUGACAUCGUGUCAAGGAAUUUCAGCUGCUAUGGUGGAUUUUGGAACUUCACAAGUCAAAAAAAAUCACUGUAGACCUCUGAGAAGAGAGCGAGCUGGAUGCUGCUGACCCAGGGAUGGAGAGGGGUCUGCCCAAGACCCCGGUACCUGCCUCCUCAAGGAUUAAAUCCUCGUUUCCCAGAGCGGGAAGCGCUCGUUCGAGCGACACGCGCUGGUUUCUGAGCUCGUGCUGAAUGUCAGUGUGCAGGACGGCGGGACGCACGGACAGCCGCAGGCGGUUUGGGGAAGCAAACGCGGUGCCCUGACUGCCGGGACGGGGAUAAACAACGGGCUGAACACGACGUUCCUUCCCAGCACGGAGCAGUUAGAUGAGGCCAGCGACGCCUGCAUGAGGCUAAACUUUCUCUGCCCUGGCGUGCUGGAAUUUUGAAUACACGUGAGGGAAGGCAUCUUAAGAGGAAAAGCUUUCUGCUCCUUCAAGCUAACAUUAUUUGCUUUUGCUUUACAAACUCUAUUUCAACGGGAAAAGGAAAAAUCUGCCUGUGGCAGGACAAUAAACCAUGUCCACGGGGAACGGAACAGCAGCGUGGGCAGAGCUCUGCGGGUGUUUUCUGCACACUGGUGCGGAGACAGCAUCCCACCCCCUUCCAGCACGGAGCCGGCUGGCUGUGCGGCUCUCCAGGGAGGCGCAGAGCUUUCCCAGUCCCUCUCUCCACGCGCAACACAAGGCUUUUCUGGAGCUGGAGAACCGAUGCGGACGCCGAGCAGCAGCAGCCCCGGGGCAGCCGGACCCACAGCAGCAGAUGCCUCAGGUCCAGCAAAAGGCUCGCUGGUUCCGCACCCCGUGAAAACCUGCCCUUGCCGGCCCAUGGAAAAUCCAGGGAAAAGACCCGCCACAGCUGGAAGGCACACCUGGGUACUCCAGGGAACACGGAAAACCCAAGUACUUUGGCUUAUUUAUCAUCAUCGAUAGACUGAGGGUGCAUCGGAGGAGAACAGCGCAGCUCACGCCAGAACAAACUGCACCCCAGUUCUUUCCCAGUGGGGUACUCUCGUCUGCUGGGUGCGGGGGGAACGAUUCCUCCUGCUCAAUGAGAGACCGGCAAGGUGGAGCCACCGCGCCAGUGACUGCCAGUGACCGUCACUCACUAGACAAACCGAGAUCCAUCAAAACCUUAACGUCUUCACUGUCAGCAACACGCGUCCUGUCCCCCCGGGGGGCUGGGACUCACUUCUCCAGGGAAGCAUCUGGGUCAGGACCCACCUUACGCCAGUGUGGAAAAACCAAAAUGGGAGGAGAGAUGGAAACGUGCCACGUUCACAUCGCGGCAUCAGCUCCUUCGCGUCUCUGAGCGCCGGGGACCACGUGCCAGAUGCUUUCCCUCCUCCAACAACAAGAACAAAGAGGCCAAGACACCCAGUUGCUUUCUACACCCAGAAAAACCACAAGCUUCUGGACUCCAGGUUUUUGUCUGGGGGAAUGUUAUAUUGCAAAGGGCAUUUCUUUUUUUUUUUAACAUACUAUAUGAUUUGCCAAAGGUGGCUGCGCCGCCUAGGUAUUAUGCACUGUUAUUUCCUCCCUUUCUUCCACCUUCCAUCAGGAAAUUCAAACCAUUUGAAUUUCCAGAUAUUUUCCCCUAGAAAGAAUAAUUAAGUCUUAAAUGGAAUUAAACUUGCAGCCCGUUUCCUACCCAGCAGCAAGUGAGCACCCAGUAGCACCCACCUGAGACACAGAAGACCUUACCAUAGCCCGGCCAACAGUAGAUGCUGGUGUCGGAAUCAAGGCACCCUACUUGAGUAACAAGGGUGGAUUUUGCCAAAAUAGCCUGGAAGUUAUACUUAAACAUCCCCUAAACUCUAGUAAAAAAAUAAAAGUCUUGGCCCCGCAGCAAAGCACAGAAAGCACUAGAUGAUUUCGUGCCCAGGCCUAAGUUAUCCCUGGGUUUUUGACAAGCCUGGAAUGGGCUUUAUUUGCCAAAGUUGAGUGACUGAAAAUUUUCUAGGCUGCCAGAAGAUGGGCCAGGCCUCUGGGCUCAAUCAGAAAUUAGCUCCUGUUUCAUCUACGUCAUAGAACGGGAGAGGAUGCUUAGACAGAGUUUUCCGGAGCUCAGGUGAGACACAGAACCAGUCACCUGGCCAGCAGUCACAAAACUAAACCUAUCAAGUGGCUUUGGAAAAUGGCACAGAACCACUGAGACGGUGGGAAAUAUUCCCUCCACGACCACCUUUUCCAGCUCCUAAAACCUUUUCUCCAGAAGCGGUUACAGAUGUAGCUCUCAAUAGCAAAUACGAGACCAGGGACUGGCAGAGGAGCGGGAUGGGGGUUCCCUUUGCUGGGAAUCCCGUCUGUUCACCAUCUCACGCGCCCGCUCCAGCAGCGACGAGACGUGAACCACCAAGCCUGUAUUUGUAGGUGUUUGCCCACGUCGGUGCACGUGAGGAGUUAACGCAUUUGAAUACCCGUGCUCGUUUAAGUGAGCUUGCAAAUACUCAGCAGCAGCGAGUACAAUACAAGGGUCUUUACUGAUAUAAGGCCAUUUAUAAACACAUCAGCGGUGAUGUUUUUCCAGGCGUAAAGAGUCUACCUUCUGUUUUCUUCCAGUUGACUCAGACACUUCUUCCCAGAUUGAUGUGAAACACUUGGACAACGCACAUCUGUAAACUUCCUUAGGGGUGUGCGUUUGGUUACUGAUUUGGAAAAUAACUGCAUUUUAAAGGUCAAGGAACAGUGUUCAGGCACCGUUCUUCUUGAUGGCUGAACUCAAAGUCUAAAUGUGUUUUGCAUCACAGAUGGAAAAAGAUAUGAAGAGCUCUCUCCCUUUUCCUUUGGGUUUUCAUGCCUCCGGACAGAUCCGUAGAAUUACCUUCAGGAAGGGCAAGGUUGGCAGCCCGCGAUGUGCCGAAGGCGUGACGGCCCGCCCUGGUGUUUCUCUAGCAAAGCUGUUUCAACUGGAAGUCUUCCUUCUACUCCGCGGCCGCAGGCACAGAGAACACCCCAACCCUUGGCUGGUUGUUAGAGGUGCAGGAGUUACGUGUAGGAGCUAAAAAGAAGGUUGAAAGGCUGCAGAAAAGAUUUCCUAUGGAAAAAAAGCCAGCCUCUGCAGCAAGCAGGGUUGGAAUGGGCGGGGUACAGACGUGCUACGCGUAACGCAGCUGAAGUCCCACAAAACAGACUCAGUGACCCGAUGUGACAGUCACACUCACCUUAACCGAGCUGGUCCGUAUUUGGGGAAGAUGUAGGUUUUAAAAGUAGACUUAGAAAAAAUGUACAGUAAAGGGCCUAAGUGUUUGUCUUGCUGUCCGAAUAACCGCCGCACUGUUUGACCCCCAUCAUCUGCCUCGGGCACAGACACCAGGACGGCGCACGGGAGCACCCAGGGAUCCCGGAGAAAGCAGCUCGGUUGGCAGCUGCCCCCGGGACCCAGGAGCUGGAGUGUGACCACUGGGCCUGUCUGAGCUCCGAUUAUCGGUAUACCUCAUUUAUUAUUUUUUUUUUUCCCCUUCUUUUUCUCUCUCUUUUUUCUUUUUUUUUUUUUUUUUUUUUAAGAACCAGAGCUUAGCGCGCUCUAUCACAUUCAGGUUAUUUUUCCGUUGUACCUGUGCAAUGAAGAGCAAUGCCACGGGGUGUGCAUUGACCACCUGCUGCCAGCCCCACCUCUGCUUCGUUUAGCACUUGCACUAUUGAUCGCCGAGCGAAAGGGCACGGGAAGCAAGAGGCCAGUGCGCUUCCCUGCAGGGAGGGAUGGUUCGGCUGGACAGUAGGUACUGCCCUGGUAAAAAGGGUGUAGAUAAAAGCGGUCCAAAGGCUGCCCCUUAGCCCGGCACAGGCGGGUUUUUGCAGUCCUGCUCCCCUAAAAAGUCCUCCCCUCCCACCGAGGAGGCGAGCAUCGCGGGUGCGAUGGGCCGAGGACGGUGCUGCUGCUCUCGGAGGGGCACUAAGCCCUCGCUAAAGCUUUUGUCUGUCCCGCGGCUGGAGCGAGGGAGCCUCGGCAGCGGACAGAAAGGGCGUCCCUCCAGCGGGACGACGGGCAUUGAAUAUCAAUCCCAUUUCCAAACAGGAUCGCUGUCCGUAUAUAUUCACUAGAUCCCCGUACUCGCUAAGAAAAGGGACCUUUGCCCUAACGCUUGCAGUGAAGCGACACUUGAUGCCAGAGAGCCUCCGGACGGAGCAGCACCCCCGCCUUGUCCCCAGCUGGCCAGGGACCCUGGCAGCGGAUGCCUCUUGAAUGUUAGCACUUUGAAGUUGGUGGCCUUGUUUUCUUAAAAGGGCUUGAUCUUUUCAUGCAGUUAAAAGUAAAUAAUCGUCCCCAUCAUGUUGUCCUACUCCCCACCUCAAAAUUAAGCGAUGAACAAGCACCUGGACCGUUUAAGACAUUGUCCAGGACUCAAGAAUCUGUCAUUAAUCUCAGAAGUUUAUACCUCAAAUAUAAAAACAUAUACAUCCGUCUUAGUGACAACACUUGGUAAAGUAGCAGCUCCAAGUCUGAACUGAACUGUGUCCUUGAAUUUGCUUACUAAUGGCACCAGGAGAAAAAACCAAACCCACGUACGCACACAGAGAAAAGCACCAACUCAUUUUUCGGAAGCAACCAAACUGAAGCAUUCAUCCUAUCAAAAAAUUCAGAAUUUAUAUUCCCAAAGAUGACACAUGAGGAAUUUUACCUAUACCUUACAAGUCUUUAAAUACAGCCCAUGCCUUUUAAACUGCGUUAGUCCCCCCAGAAGUACGAGGGGCCAGAAUACGAGCACACACUGGCACAGAAAAUGCACAUAAAGGGUCCAAGGCUAUUAAAGGUAUGAGGCAGUGAGAGAUGCACCCAGAACAGCCCAGCCAGCCGUUUCUAACCAUCGCCUUUUCCUCCCGGUAGCUGCUUUGGAAGGCUCAGAUGAGCAUCUUGACGGGUGCAUCAUACAAAAGCGAUACGGCCACGCAAGGACACAGAAGUCUAGGCUACUUCCCAUUUUCCAUCCUUAAGUCCCCAACAAGUUGCAUUGGGAAGAAUUUCCUAAAGCAAGGGUCCCAUUAGUCUGGGAAAUCGUCAGAACUCCAUUAGCCACAAGUUAAUUGCUACUCUGAGCUUAGCCUCCAAUCCCUAGUGAAGGAAGGCAGCAGACAUCUCGCCCUUUGGGUGGCACUCACCAACCCCACGUCUUUCCCUGGGCACCCGUUACCUAUGGAAUUGGGUGCAGAACUCAUCCAGGACUGACGUGCUCCCCCGGGGUAGCUCUGUACUUUUGGAAGCCGGGACGUAAUCGCAGUAGUGAACAGAUUCGGCUGCCUUCACUAGCCCACUCGUAUUUUGUGAUAAACUUUGCUUUGAUGACAGAUUCGUAAGCGUAACAACUCCCCCUUAAAAUAAAUGCCGCAGAGGGGGGAACUAGGGGGUCCUCUGAGCCCCAGUUCCAUGUUCAAGACAAGGGGAUGGGCUUGUGAUGGAUACUUGAGAAUGGUGAUAGAUUUAAAAAAAAGCAAAUGGCAGUUUUAUACCUGUGUUAUGUAACGUUUUAUAUGUGCGUGUGGUCUUUCUUAAUGUAAAACUCUUGUAUUUUUGUGGUUUAUAUGCAGCAGGACUGAUGGCUGUGAGGGUGCACGCUAUUUUGUAAAAUACUCUUAGCCAGUUUUCCCAAGGAGGAAAAAACUGAAGUCUUCACACUUUCAUUGGCUCGUACCUGCAUGUACAGUAUCGGGGCAGCAAGUGAAGAUGAUUAAAGCCAGCUUGAAAACUUU